This is a messenger RNA of Aegilops tauschii subsp. strangulata, 2637 nucleotides long. Its product is annotated as probable protein transport Sec1a. NCBI's taxonomy places the organism in Eukaryota, Viridiplantae, Streptophyta, Magnoliopsida, Poales, Poaceae. The record is from RefSeq and is a predicted model, not a curated record. Gene Ontology annotation, biological process: vesicle-mediated transport.
CCCGUCCCCAUUGGUCACACCAGACCAGACCAGUACUACUAACCCCGUUCCCCGUCCGACCCCGCGGCGGUGGCAAGCAACCGAGCCUCGCCGCGCAGCAGAUUCCUUCUCUUUCAUUGCCUUUCUCCCCGCUGCCUUUCCUUCGCUCCCCUCCCCUCCCCGCAAGCCCGCACGCGCAGCGCACUCCGUCCCGCAAGCCCUCCCGGUCGCCCGCCCGCACCAACCCUAGCUAGCGCGGCGCGCGGCGGCCAUGUCGACGGACUCCGACUCCUCCUCGCGCGGCGGCGGCCCCGCCGGCGGCAGCUUCCGCGAGAUCACCCGGGACCGUUUGUUAAAUGAAAUGUUAAGAUCAACUAGGCAGAACAAAGGAUCCACAUGGAAGGUUCUUAUCAUGGAUAAACUUACUGUCAAGAUAAUGUCAUCUUCGUGCAAGAUGGGAGAUAUAACAGACCAAGGGGUUUCAUUGGUUGAGGACCUAUACAAACGGAGGCAGCCGUUACCAUCAAUGGAUGCAAUUUAUUUCAUGCAACCUACGAAACAAAAUAUUGACAUAUUUAUGUCCAACAUGUCAGGGAAGCGUCCAUUGUACAAGAAAGCCUAUAUAUUUUUCAGUUCUCCCAUACAGAAAGAAUGGGUGGCUCAUAUAAGAAAAGAUUCAAGUGUUUUAGCACGCGUUGGUGCACUCAGUGAGAUGAAUCUGGAAUACUUCGCUAUUGAUAGCCAGGGCUUUGUAACUGACCAUGACAAGGCUCUAGAAGAGCUUUUCACAGAAAAUGCAGAAGGCUCAAUGAACUAUAAUUCAUGCAUUAACACAAUGGCCACUCGCAUUGCUACUGUAUUUGCAUCAAUGAAGGAAUUUCCUCGUGUGCACUAUCGUGUCGCUAGGACAAUUGAUGCUUCUACUUUGACAACUCUACGAGAUUUAGUCCCCACAAAGUUGGCAGCUUCUGUGUGGAAUUGCCUGGCGAGAUAUAAAUCAAUAAUACCUGAAUUUCCUCAGACAGAAACAUGUGAAUUACUUAUUGUAGAUCGUUCAAUAGACCAGAUCGCCCCUGUUAUUCAUGAAUGGACUUAUGAUGCCAUGUGUCAUGAUCUACUGUCCAUGGAUGGUAACAAAUAUGUGCAAGAGGUGCCAAACACGAGUGGAUCAGGCACUGAGAAAAAAGAGGUUUUAUUGGAAGAUCAUGAUCCCAUAUGGUUUGAGCUUCGUGAUGUACAUGUAGCGGAUGUAAGAUUGUUGCCACUGUUAUCUUUAAACGUUGUUGUAUGUUUCAGUAAUUGCAUUAUGACAUCAAUAUUGCAGGCUAAUUUAAGACUGCAUGAGAAGAUGAGAGAUUUUAUAUCUAAAAAUAAAGCAGCUCAACUACACCAAGCAAGGACCAAUGGAGAGUUAUCAACAAAAGAAUUGCAAAAAAUGGUCCAAGCUCUUCCACAAUACACUGAUCAAAUUGAUAAGCUUUCCCUCCAUGUCGAGAUUGCAGAAAAGCUCUUUGACAUAAUCAAAGAAGAGCAUUUGAAAGAUGUUGGCCAGCUCGAGCAAGAUCUCGUGUUUGGUGAUGCUGGCUCGAAAGAAGUAAUCGAUUUCUUUAGGACACAUCAGGAUAUAAGUCGUGAAAACAAGCUGCGUUUACUAAUGAUUUAUGCUGCAAUUAAUCCAGAGAAGAUCCAGAGUGAGAAGGGAGCAAAGCUGAUGCAGCUGGCCGGAUUAUCUGCUGAUGAUAUGAUCGCAGUGAAUAAUAUGCGCUGCAUAUGUGCUCAUGAAACUAAAAAGUCUUCAAAAGGUGGUUUUCCUCUGAAAUUUGAAAUACGUAAGAAAAAACGUGGUAUCAGAAAAGAACGAAUAGGGGAAGAAUCAACAUGGACGUUGUCCAGGUUUUAUCCCAUCCUGGAGGAUUUGAUUGAGAAACUCAGUAAAGGAGAGCUUCCGAAAGAUGAGUACCAUUGUAUGAGUGACCCUAGUUCUAGCUUCCGGGGGAUCUCAAGCAGCAUGUCGGCUCGAACAAGCCCAGCUCAUCAACCAGCUCAAUCCAUGAGAUCUAGACGAACAGGUGGCACAUGGGCUAGACCUCGCAACUCCGACGAUGGCUAUUCAAGCGACUCUGUACUGAAGCACGCGUCAAGUGAUAUGAGAAAGUUGGGUCGGCGCUUGUUUAUCUUUGUAGUUGGGGGUGCUACCCGGUCCGAGUUACGUGCUGUCCACAAGCUGUCAUCGAAACUGAAGAGAGAAAUUAUCCUUGGCUCCUCUAGCCUUGAUGAUCCACCCAAAUUCAUUACGAAACUGAAGAUGAUGUCGAAUGAGGAGCUGUCGCUGGACGAUCUGCAAAUAUAACAAUAGGAGGGACGCAUCGGUUGUAAUUAUCUACUGAUUUCUCGGUCUCAGAUCUAGGUGUAGCUGAGCAUUGGACGGACGGGAUGUUCGCUUCUCACACGGGCUAGAGGGGCAUGCUGUUCACUUGGCAGGAUGGCCCUCCUUUUGGUAUCUCGUAAUCUAGUGUGUACAUAAACAUUGGCUGGCAGCUGUAGCGUGUCUGAUAACAUUUAUUGGACCAAUGGAAUGGAGAUGUUGUUCAUCAUUGUGUAUUGGCUGGAAGCAUCGAGAAUGCGUAAUGAGAGACGUCUUUUUUUCUUUUUCUUGAA